Messenger RNA from Tigriopus californicus, 2473 nucleotides. Its product is annotated as tRNA modification GTPase GTPBP3, mitochondrial-like. The transcript has 2 exons. Gene Ontology annotation, biological process: Golgi vesicle transport; tRNA methylation; tRNA wobble uridine modification. Gene Ontology annotation, cellular component: cytoplasm; mitochondrion; TRAPP complex. The record is from RefSeq and is a predicted model, not a curated record. NCBI's taxonomy places the organism in Eukaryota, Metazoa, Arthropoda, Copepoda, Harpacticoida, Harpacticidae. Gene Ontology annotation, molecular function: GTPase activity; GTP binding; protein binding.
UACAGUCUCAGCAAAGGAAGUACUGCAAACGGCGACGACUUCAGUUCCAAGCAUGGAAAAAACGUGAGUUUGCCGACACUCAAACCAUGAAUCAAGUAGGGUUUGUCAUGUUAGCUACCUCAUAUCUCCGGAAUCGUCCAGCCCAUUGGCAACACACGGCACGAUGUCUGUCGACCAUAUUUGCCCUGUCUUCUGGAUAUGGCAAAUGUGGCGUAGCGGUGAUUCGUGUGUCUGGACCUCAGGCCGCUCAGUCAUUUUUGUCUUUGACUCGUCAAAGCGAUUUACCCGUACCUCGGAAAGCAUGUGUCAAGACGAUCUGGGACCCUGAAACCGAGGAGAUCCUGGAUCGAGCCUUGACCUUGUGGUUUCCAGGGCCGAAGAGCUUCACUGGCGAGGAUUGUGCCGAAUAUCAGGUCCACGGAGGACCGGCGGUUAUUACAGCCGUACUUCGCGCUUUGAGUCGACAGUCCGACCAUCGGCCAGCUGAGGCGGGUGAAUUUACGAAGCGGGCUUUUCAUGCCGACAAACUAGACCUGACUCAAGUGGAAGGGCUGGGGGAUUUGAUAUCGGCCGAAACAGAAUUCCAAAGAAAGCAGGCUAUGAGACAAAUGGGUGGUUCGCUCGCCUAGGCGUUCUCGGAGUGGCGUAGUCGAUUGUUGAAAAUAGUGGCGUCCUUGGAGGCGUUUAUCGAUUUCUCCGAAUCGGAAGACAUUGAACCAGGGGUGAUUGAUCAGGUUAAAACGGGGGUGCUUGAUUUGAUACAAGAGAUUCGACAGCAUCUGAGAGACGCGCGCGCGGGUGAGAGAUUGCGAAACGGUGUCCAUGUGGCAAUUGUGGGUGAGCCCAAUGUAGGGAAAAGCACAUUCAUGAAUUAUUUGUCCCAAAGGGAAGCUGCUAUUGUCUCGCCAAUGGCCGGUACCACUCGAGACGUUUUGGAGACUCUUUUAGAUAUUGGUGGGUUUCCGGUUGUGUUGAUGGACACUGCUGGAUUGAGGCAAGACACCAAGGACCUUAUUGAACGAGAAGGGAUCGAUCGUGCCAAACAAAGAGCCUCAAGUUGUGACAUGUUGAUCUACAUGCUGGAGGCAUCGAGUUCCUUGACAACGUCGGAAAUCACAGAUCAACUUGGACAUUUUGGAUUGGCCAAAGUGAAGAAGACCAUAUUUGUGGCCAACAAAGCAGACUUGUUACCAGAAAAGCCCUCUCCCUCCUGGCCCGGUGUUCAUUUGAUCUCUUGCAAAUCUUGCUCUGGAGUUCAUGAUCUUAUGGAGGUGAUCAAAACCGAGAUUGGUGAUUUGUGCCGAACUGAGUUAGGGGGAAGUGCAUUAUUGACUCGAGAACGACAUCGAGCUCAUGCGGAGAAAGCCUUAGAAUUCCUCGAGAUGUAUUUGGACGAUCAAACUGAAGAUCUGGCCAUUGCUAGUCAUCAUUUGCGAAUGGCCAUCCGUGAGAUCGGACAAAUAUCAGGCAAAAUCACCAAAGAAGGAUUGGAUAUCUCACAUCAACACUCUUCGUUCCCGACAAGAGAUCAAAAGUCCAGUCCGUUUUCCCGGCCAUCCUCCUCUAACCCAGGUAGUAGCCCUCUACCCUCUACCCGUGAAUACCUGGUGAUCCCAAAUCCAGCCGCUCUCGCUCUCCAUGGACAGUCAGGUAGUGUUCUAGCUCCUCCUCCUCCUCCUCAUCAUCAUCAUCAUCAUCAUUCACCUGGUCCUCCUCUCCCUUCUCCUCUCUCUCUCUCUCUACUUCAAUUUGAUUUGUCCGCGCUUCAUCCAUUCAUUCAUCAUCAAUUCAUCAUGUUAUCGAGCUCGACCCCGGCGCCCGUGAUCCGCCCCAAAACGUCCAUCUUGGACAAAUCCUUGAGUCGGGGCAAGCAGGAGGUGUCUUUGAGCGCCUUCGCCCUGCUCUUCUCGGAAAUGGUCCAAUACUGUCAGAGCCGGAGUUCCACCGUGCCCGAAUUGCAGCAGAAGCUCCAUGAGAUCGGAUUCCAAGUGGGGGCUCGGAUUUUGGAUCUCUUAUUUGUGCGGGAUCGAGCCGCUCGACGGGAAAUCAAGCUCUUGAACGUGUUGCUUAUGGUCAAAUCCACCUUGUGGAAGGCCUUGUUCGCCAAGGAAGCCGAUAAAUUGGAGCGGGCCAAUGAUGACGACAAGACGUACUACAUCAUUGAGAAGGAGCCCCUGGUUAAUCGGUUCAUCUCCGUACCCAAGGACAAGGGCAGCUUGAAUUGUGCCGCUUAUACGGCCGGUAUCAUCGAGGCUGUGCUGGAUGGCUGCAAUUUCCCGGCCAAGGUCACGGCUCAUUGGCACAAUGGAACCACGUUUAUGGUGAAAUUUGAUGAGCGGGUCAUCGCGCGGGACAAACAGAUCGACUGAUGAAUCAACCCCACCCACAUUCCAUAUACCAUUAUUUGAUGCUUCUGUGUCGUGUGCAUGUGACGAUAUUGAUUGAUUGCGGCAAUAAAUCUCAAACACACUCA